CACUCGACAGCGAAUACGAGAGGGGAUUUAAAUUGGACAAAUAUUGUCCAGCUUACUUGACGUAUAAGGUAGCUAUCUUUUGCGUUCAUGCGGUAUGAGCUAAUCCGCCAGUAGCAAUAGUUAACCUACAGUCUAACAUCGAUACAGUGCGACGUUUGCUAGCUGGUAAUGUCGGCACUGUUGGACUUGUUUUCCCUGCCAGAUCCUGCUUCCUGUUAGCCUUGGGCUAGCUGGAAAAAUCAGAAAUUAUGCUAAUGAACGAGCAGGUAUAGUUAGCCAGUGCCAAGGGGUGUAACUUUACCACUUAGGGUAGGCUACCUGUUGCAGUUUAUUUGUAAUUUAUUCACGAACGUAUGCUAAUAACUUUGUUACACAGCCAGCUAUCAGGGCAGCUGGUUUCCUUUAGUUUGCUAAUGCUCGGUAGCUAGCCAUCUUGCUUGUGUUGAGGGAUUGAAGUAUUUAACUUGGCCAGCUUUCUGGUGGCGAUAUUCACCUCAGUCAGUUACAAUUUCAUGUUUAUAUAUGCGUCGGUAAUGGGCGCACUUGUUUAGGAUCUAAUUGCUUUCUAUUAAUGGGUUUAAAAUACUUUAUUUCACUGUGUCUGAGCCAGUUAGAGCUCCGCUGUGAUCAGACAAAAGGGAGCCUGUUGUUGUGGUAACGACAUUAUCCAGAGAUAACCAGCCUGUUUCAUUAGUGUUGUCAUACUACAUGCAGAUAUAAGUAGGGUGUUUAUAUUUACUUAUGCACGUUGAAAAGUGGUGAAAUUAAAAAGGGGAAGAAGAGUGGAUGGUGCUUGUGCAACAUAAGCUUCCCUGAGCUGCUUCCAGGUGUCUCCUCUCAUAUUAAAACACCAGCUUUAGAUGCGGUAGAAAACACUCCGGCCGUCAGCAGAGGUAACUAGCAGGGUAGAGACACGGGCUGAGAAGGGAGGAUCCUGCCCGUUUCUGAACGUCCAUCUCUCCAGCCUGUCUUCAUCACGUCCAACCAGCACCGCCCUCCUCCUCUCCAGCCAUGGACCCCCCGAGGACUCGGUCGCGGUCUCGGUCUGGCUUCUAUCAUUUCGGCAUGAACAGCAGCGUUGGAGGCAACAGUAGCGGUAACGCAGUCGGUAACGGGAGCAUGAUGAACGCCAGCGGAGGAGGGGUCAGCUACCCGCAGCAGAGCAACGCCGGCUGGGCGCCGCACCACGGUGGCCGCAGCUACGCGGAGAGCCAGCAGCAGCAGCACACCCAGGGGAGCUACCUGUCCGCAGGGGCGCAGCGCCACUCAUCGCACGGAGCUCACAGACACCCCGGGGCCGGAGGAGUGCUACAUUUUCAUCCAGAUAACGUUUGCAGCGAGGAUCGGGACAAAAUGGAAGACAGCCCAAGCCCGAAAAGGCAGCGUCUUUCCCAGCAGUCCAUGUUGGAUCUUAACUCCGCCCCUCCUUCUACCCCUUCCUCUCCCAUUCGACCCUGGGAGCUUCCUCCCAGUCGCAGACCACACCCCCACUACAUGCCAGAAAGAUGCCACACGCCUGUUCGCAACCGUCGCAGCCCUCCAAUGAGACGGCAGCGUGGCCGGAGAGACCGUUUGACCCGCCACCACCACCACCACGCACACAACAACCACCAUCAUUACAACGGCAACAACAACCACCAUCACCACCCAAACGCCCACCAUCACCACCAUCACCACCACCUACACUCCCAUCACGGCCCGUCGCCAGGCCACCAGGAUGAGAACUAUCGUCACCAGGCUCCUCCUCAGGGCUACCCACCUUACAGCCAGCAGCCUCCCAGAGGGCCAGGGCCUGGGCCUGAAGAGCGCCCCAGUUACCAUCCCCCAAACCCCUCUCCAAGGCCCCUUCAUCAGUCACCAAACCUUUCUCCCAGGCUGCUGCACCCCGCAGCACAUCCACAGCACCCCCACCCUCACCCUCACCCAUCCCAGCAGCAGAGCAGUGUGGUGCUGGACCUCCACGAGCAGGGUUCAGCUCCAGUAUCAUAUCCUGUGUCUCCUCCCGGUGCUCCACCUGGCCUGCCACCUCGCUCUGCCCCUCAACAGAUCCCAGCAUGCUCGGUGGUCUUCAGUGGACAACACUAUCCCGUCUGCAGCGUACCUCCUCCUGUCCUUCAGACUUGUUCGGUGCAGCACUUACCCAUGCCCUACCCAUUUCCAUCUCUGCUGUCCAGCGACCCGGCUUUCCUGCUUCCUCCUCCUCACCUCCCCCAUCCCCCCACACACCUUUCCCACCAUCCACCUCACCUUCCCCAGCCUGGACAGUUUGGACCCUACCCGACACAGCAGGCCCGAUCGCCGUUACAGAGGAUAGAGAAUGAUGUGGAGCUGCUUGGAGAGCACCUGUCUUUGGGUGCUGGUCUUCACUAUCCCCCUGCCACCCACCCAGCCCUCACCCCACACUCCACACAGCUUCACUUCCUCUCCCAUGACCCCCUGCCACAGGAGUUCUUCGGAGUGUCCUAUCCAAAUUUCAUUCCUCGACGUCUCCCGGGGCGACGGUACCGCUCACAACAACCACUGCCACCUUCGCCUUACCACCCCAGCCUCCUGCCUUACUUCCUCUCAAUGCUGCCAGUCCAGCCCACAGGUCCUGCAAUCAGUCUAGAGCUGGAUGUAGAUGAUGGAGAAGUGGAAAAUUAUGAGGCCCUCCUGAACCUCGCUGAGCGUCUGGGAGAGGCCAAACUCCGAGGACUGACGAAGGGAGACAUUGAACAGCUUCCCUCCUAUCGGUUCAAUCCUAAUAACCAUCAGUCUGAACAAACACUGUGUGUGGUGUGUAUGAGUGAUUUUGAGUCCCGCCAACUGCUGCGAGUUUUGCCGUGCAGUCAUGAGUUCCAUGGGAAGUGUGUCGACAAGUGGCUGAGGGCCAACAGGACGUGUCCCAUUUGUCGGGCGGACGCCUCUGAGGUCCAGAGAGACUCGGAGUGAUCACAUGAUGGAGCUAGACACUCCGAAUUGUCUGUCAAACACGUUCAGCACUGCCUGCUCCUGAUCUAAACAUACACACACGCGUGUUUGUACACACACACACACACACACCCACAUGCUGUUUUCUCUUCUUUUUGUGUAGCACUUUCUGCCUCUUCAUUCUUUAAGUUGUUUCUAUCCUCUCUCACUUUUUGUAUUCUCCCUCCUUUUUUUCACAUGCAUAGAGGCUCUCACCUCUUUCAGUGAAUUACCUGUCUGACCCACCAUUUUGAAGUGUGUGUGUGU
Molecule: messenger RNA, 3216 nt
Organism: Scomber japonicus (chub mackerel)
Lineage: Eukaryota; Metazoa; Chordata; Actinopteri; Scombriformes; Scombridae
Product: E3 ubiquitin-protein ligase RNF38-like
Exons: 12
Coding region: 1012-2931 (639 amino acids)
Source: RefSeq, a predicted model, not a curated record